Pelobates fuscus (common spadefoot toad) is the source of this 1153-nucleotide messenger RNA. RefSeq names its product gastrula zinc finger protein XlCGF71.1-like. The transcript has 2 exons. Bases 81 to 707 code for a protein of 208 amino acids. Lineage: Eukaryota; Metazoa; Chordata; Amphibia; Anura; Pelobatidae. The record is from RefSeq and is a predicted model, not a curated record.
GUUAGUAAUUAACAUGUUGUUCAGUCAGCAGAAGUUAUCUUGAAGGACAUGACAAGAACAGAAGUACACUAGGCAAGACUAUGAAUGAAUCUUUUUAUAAAAGGACCAAAGACUUCACCUCUCAAAAAUCAAGGACUCCCUCUGCAUCAUAUAUGUCUACAAAUGAGAUAGCAAAUAAAAACACAAAACCUUUCUCAUGUUCUGAAUGUGGAAAAUGUUUUCCUUAUAACUCAUAUCUUGUGAAACAUCAGAGAAUUCACACUGGAGAAAAACCUUUCUCAUGUUCUGAAUGUGGGAAAUGUUUUCUCUGUAAAACAGAUCUGGCGAUACAUCAGAGAACUCACACGGGAGAAAAACCUUUCGCAUGUCCUGAAUGUGGGAAAUGUUUUGUUGCUAAAUCAGAACUUGUGAAACAUCAUAGAAGUCACACAGGAGAGAAACCUUUCAUAUGUUCUGAAUGUGGGAAAUGUUUUAGAAUCUCUCUAUAUCUUCUUUUGCACAAGAGAACUCACACAGGAGAGAAACCGUUCUCAUGUUCUGAAUGUGGGAAAUGUUUUGUCUCUAAAGCAAAGUGUGUUGCACAUUGGCGACUUCACACAGGAGAAAAACCAUUUUCAUGUUCUGAAUGUGGGAAAUGUUUUGUUUCUAAAGAACAGUGUUGCACAUGGGCGAACUCACACAGGAGAAAAAACAUUCUCAUGUUCUGAAUGUGGGAAAUGUUAUUACACUAAAUCACAUCUUGUGGCACAUAAAAAGACUCACACAGGAGAAAAAACAUUCUCAUGUUCUGAAUGUGGAAAAUGUUUUGUUGAGAACUCAAACCUUGUUGUUCAUAGGAGGACUCACACAGGAGAAAAACCUUUCUCAUGUUCUGAAUGUGGGAAAUGUUUUGUCACUAAACCAGUUCUUGGGAGACAUCGGAGAACUCACAUAUAGAAAAGCAUUUUUAAUGUUCUGAAUGCGUGAAAUGUUUUGUUGUAAUAUCACAUCUUCUGAAACAUCAUAGAAUUCACACAGGAAAAAAACCUUUCUGAAUGUGGGAAAUGUUUUGUCUGUAAUUUAAAUCUUGUUGUUCAUAAGUGGAUUUACACAGAUGAAAAAUCAUUCUCAUGUUCCGAAUGUGGGAAAUAUUUUCACAAGCAAUCACAUCAUA